UAGACUAUGGCAACCAAACACGCCCCAAACGUGUUCCAUCGGUGGGAAGGUAGCUGACUCACUGAAGACGUGGUCAGUCUUCACUGCCGCUCCGAAGCCUGAACCCUCUCUUCCCCGGCGGCGCGCGGCACCCUCCCGGCGAGGCGAGUCGCCGGAGCCCGCUCCCCCUCCUCCUCCCCCGGCUCCGUCUGGAUGGCUCCCCAGGUUGUUUAGACCGGCGGCCUGCGGCGGCGGCGGGGCGAGGCUGAGCGCCGGAUCCAGCAUGGAGAGAGCGGGGCUCCUCGCGCCGUUCCCCCCGAGGGCGCGGGCCACGGCCAGGGUCUGCAUGGUCUCGAGCUUCGCCACGGAGUUGCUCGAGAUAAGAUCCAGGGAGCCGUCCCCGUCGCUUCACGUUCUGGUCGUCCCUGGCAAUCCAGGUAUUGUUGGAUUCUACAAGGACUUUGUCGAAGCCCUCUACGAAAACCUCGGCGGGCAGGCAUCUGUUACGGCGAUAGGGCACAUUUCACAUGGGCAGAAGGAUUACGAGCACGGACGAUUGUUUUCAUUACACGAACAGAUUGAGCACAAGAUUGAUUUUCUUGAGCAAGAGCUUCUACAUACCGAGCAGUCCAUAAUUGUGGUGGGUCAUUCUAUUGGCGCGUACAUAGGUCUGGAAAUAUGCAAAAGGUUCCAGAAGAAGGUAAAAAUUUUUUUAGGGCUUUAUCCAUUUUUGACAUUGAACAAGAAUGCUAUGAAGCAAUCAGCAAUUGGAUAUGUUGCAAGGUCAUCUCUCCUUAGUAAAGGCGUUAGUUUGUUAGCGUCUUUCAUCGGCUCACUCCAGGCUUCAGUUACGAGGAGCAUUGUGAAAAGGUUCCUUGGAUCUUCUUGGUCUGCAACAGCCAUUGAUGCUGGAUGUAGCCAUCUCUUGCAGUACCAUACGAUGCGCAAUGUGCUUUUCAUGGCAAAGACAGAGUUCCAAAAGCUUAAUGAAGAGCCGGACUGGAAUUUCAUCAGAGCAAAACAGGCUCAAAUUGCUUUUCUGUUCGGUGUGGAUGAUCACUGGGGUCCACUGACUCACUUGGAAGAGAUCUCAAAGCAUGCUCCGAGGGUUGCCUUGUCGAUCGAGAAAGAAGGUCACACACACGGCUACUGCUGCACAGAGGCUGGAUCUUUCUGGGUUGCUGACUACGCCGCGAACUUGAUUAAAAACCAAAUGCUCGUCGGAGAUAGCUGAUGGCACAUAAUUAUCUUCGUUGGAUGAAGUAAUAUAGGAGUGUGAUGCUGGAUUUUGAAUACUAGUGCUUAUUUUGCAUAUGCUAAUCCAGGAUGACAGAUCUCAAAAGUCACAUGCUGAAUACUGCUAUCUAACUUGGCCUUCAUGCAAUAUGUUUUCGUCCUCCUUUCCAUGAUGAACCUGACAAGCAACAACUGCGUCAUUAUUCUUACUGCAUAAAUCAUAUGUGUGUUGAUUGACUA
Aegilops tauschii subsp. strangulata is the source of this 1455-nucleotide messenger RNA. RefSeq lists its product as uncharacterized. Gene Ontology annotation, cellular component: lipid droplet. Lineage: Eukaryota; Viridiplantae; Streptophyta; Magnoliopsida; Poales; Poaceae. Gene Ontology annotation, molecular function: lipase activity. Gene Ontology annotation, biological process: lipid storage. The record is from RefSeq and is a predicted model, not a curated record.